This is a messenger RNA of Ophidiomyces ophidiicola, 3375 nucleotides long. RefSeq lists its product as uncharacterized. Lineage: Eukaryota; Fungi; Ascomycota; Eurotiomycetes; Onygenales; Onygenaceae. Bases 1 to 3375 code for a protein of 1124 amino acids. The record is from RefSeq and is a predicted model, not a curated record. The transcript has 3 exons.
AUGGCGGCGAAGACUUUGUCCCUUUCUGAGCUAAACAAAGCAAUGCAGCAAAAGGACUGUUUGCAAGGCUGGGAUAUUCUAGUCUCUUACCAGACAGCUGUGUUAAAUGAGAUUCUGAAGCAGAGAGCCUCCAAGAUCGAAGGCUUGACAAAAGUGCCAGAAUGGCCUGCUUCCUGGCAAGAUCCCAUCACCGGUGACACCGUGACAUCUAAGGUCUCGAUAUCGCUAUCGAAUCCUGCUAUGAACUUCAAAGAUGACCAAGCGUCUGUUACAGUUACUUUCUAUUUAUCAGGAGAGUCUCGACGCGAAGGCUCAUCUGCACCUGACGUGCUGCCACCCAAUAUGACCCUUCAGUUGGACACAUAUCUUAUCGAUGUUAGGGGUGCGGUUAUCGGCUCUGGUGCUGCCGCCGAAAUCACUACAUCCAAGGGGGAGGGCGAUCCACCGUCAAAGAUAUCUGUUUUUGAGCCUGGAACUGAAAAUGCUAGGGCCAUUUCGAUCGAUUUCAGUUCAGGCAAGCUUACGAUAGUCCCAGGACCUAACACGCCUCUAUCAGACGAACAAGCUGCCUUUAUCAAUUGUAUUUCAGUGGAUAUCCAAGAGCACUUCCAAAAGUCUGUUGGUUUGCAAUGCUACCUGGGUAGUGUCUCCAAUAAGACGUCUACUGAUAUUCCGGGGGCACUGAAGCCGACGGCAUUUAGUUUCUCAACAAUCGCUGGAGAUAGUAAUACUCCUGGUGUUCUCUGUAUGUGGAUUGGGGUGGAAGGAGGCGCCGGGAACUAUACGGUUCCUGAUCAAGGGAACUCGUUACAGUUCAAAAUUGAUACAAUUGAACACAACCCAAUCCCAAAGGACCACACCGCAAGCAUCAUUUUUAGUCACCAGAUUAUGUCAAACAAAUUCUUCCUGCCUGCCCUGGAGGCUAGUGGCAUGAAUGGCGCUGUAUGUGACUCUGUGUUGGGGACUCCAGGAAUGAAGUUCCGCUUCUAUCUCGCGUCAAUGGAGCUUCAUGUCGACAAAAAGGACGAGCAUGGGUCGAGUCUGUUGGCUACCUGGCGUAAGAAGCUGGAUGCGGUGGAUUUCAACAUGAAAGACGAGAUGGUGUCCCUGGAAAUAGGCGAAAAAUCGUCCACGAAUUGGUCACGAUCAAUUAGACUUAACUGGUCGGUUUACUCGAAUCCAACAUUCGGUUCGGCUCACACUACCCACGGAGAAUUGACCUUGACGUUCAAGAUUGCGAAGGAAGGAUACUGGAAGUUGGACGGCAACAAGAUCUCGUUUGUUAUUCAAUUUCCAGACAAGUUCGAAGUCUCGGCUGUCGCAGAUCAGCAUAGCUUUUGGGAGAAAUUUUUCGAUUCAGCAUCCGAGGAUAUACCUAGCGAGUACAAGAACCUUUCUCUUGAUAUCCCCGUAGCGGACAUGGAGUUGAGAUCAAUGGAUUACUUCCUAACGACCAACCUGGUUUUUCCUGGGUAUACGUCUUUCGUGCCUAACAGCCCUGACACAGGUCUGGCAGUUCCACGGGAUACAAUCAUUACUGGCCAAAUUCAAACUUCCGGGUCGGCAACAUCUUUCGAAAUCCAGUCUACCAAACUGGAGGCAUUGAAAGCAGACGCUACCGAAUCCUUGAUACCCGAAAUCAAGGCAGAUGGUGAUCCGAUUACCAGCAUAACGACCCGCAUGUUAGCCGAAGAUGUCGGAGCGGUUGAGAACUCAGCUAGCGAGCUGCCAGAAGCGUCUCAAGUAGCAGAGAAACCGGCUUCCAUGUUACCAAAAGAUCUGAUGAACCCGAAAGGAACCCUUUUCCUCGACCUCACAAAGGCGUCCAUGGAUAAGGAAAACUCAUUGAAGAACGUGCUGAGCGUCGUCGACCAACACGGUUACGGCCAUAUCACUGAAGCUCAGGUCAAUCAAAUGUUGAAUGUUGCCACACCAGGGUCUCAGGUAACGGAUAGUCCGGUAGAAAAGAAAAGCCAAGAAGGGAGAGUGCUGCAACAGCAACAGAGUAAUCAAACGCAGCUCUUUUCUCUGAAUUUAUUUGGGGGGAGAUACAUCUUUGACGGCUCUUCUAAAGAAUUGAUCGUCAACCCCCAGACCGGCCGAAUAAAGGUUGACGGAGUUGAGGCAGUCCCAACAUUUUCGACCGACCCAAACACAUAUAUCACCACCACCAGCUGGAGCGUGCCUUCGAAGACAUAUUCUGUCGUUUUUAGCAGCGAUAUUUUGGAUGACGAUACCUUCCAACCCACCUUUGUGGGCAAGAUGAAGGAUGUCAUUAAAAAUGAAGAAGUCGAUAUAUCUGGAAAAAAGAGAAUACUAGAUACCACUGAUAAGGGAAUCAUAAGUGCUAAAACAAGCGACAUAAUCACGAUCGUCGGUUUCAGUAUUGGCAAUACCCUCUCACUCAUUGGACUUGCACUCGCUAUUCGUUGGCGCCCAAAGGACAAAGUACAUAACGAUCCUACCCAACCCGCGCAAGUGAGAAAAGAAAAUGGUGAGGAAGCGAAUAAGUUGCUCGAGAGAUCAAAUAACGUAGGCGAGGUUCGACGUAAAGCAUCCGUUGAAUUGGUAGAGGUCCUCAAAAAGACGUCUGAAAAGGAAGCCGAGGCCAGAUCACACAUGGCGGAAAAUGAGAAUAUCUUUGUCACUGAUGUUGAUAAAAUCUUAGAACAAGAGUCCAAGCGCAUUCAAGAUCAUACGAAAGGGAUUGCCGUCGAAGAAUUGGCCGACGGAUCGGGACCAGCUUUUGAGACUGAAGUGCAUAAGAUUAAUGACGCUCUCAAACAGAGAGUGGAGAAGUAUGUGCAGCAGAGCAUCAGUCCAAAUAUCAAUGACAGUCUCAUGAUCUGGAAAAAGGCGGGGUACAUCACCGAUGCAGAGAUUCAAAAGAUUGCGACGGAUGGUCUAAAGCCGUUAAUCGAUCGACAGUUAGCAGAUCUCACUAAAAAAGAGGCGCAACAACCGUCAGUAGCAGAGGCCGUAGUCUUGCAUGCAGCAGCGGAAAAGGUGUUCAAAGAGCAAGAGGCAUUUUAUAAGGAUGCAGAAGUUGCUAAGGACGCAGCGUUCACAAAGGAGAGGACUUUAGAAAAGGAGUAUAAAAAGAAAGAAGCAGCCAUAUCCAAAAAAGAGGAACUAAAGGAUAAGGAGCAAGACCCGGCAGAGAAGAAGAUAAUGGAAGAUGCGAUUGAGACGAUGAGGAAAGAGCUGAAGCUUAAGACGGAAGAGCAUAAAGCAGCCGCCAAGGAAGCGCUUGAGAAGGUGAGGAUUCGCGACAAGGAGAAGCUCAAGCUCGAUAAGAAAAAUGAAAAGAGGGAAGUGGAGCAGAAGAGGAAAAACGAGGCAAUCCAAAGGGCUCUCAAGCUGAAGCACCAUUAG